AAGAAGCGCGUGCCACCGUAUCUCCUCCUCCAAUAAGACCUCAGACAAAUCAACUGAAUCAGGACAUUAACAUCUCUCUGUGUCUCUCUCUGUCUCUCUCUUUUAGCCGUUGAGUUUCUGUUUCCACUCCAUUUCGUGUUUGUUUUAAUCUAAAACCCUAGAAUUCUCCUCCAUUGACCGCUGCUCUUAACGUUUUCGCUCUAUCUCUGUCGACCAUUCGAAACAAAAGCAAAUCCCCGAUUCCCCAACUGCUCCGUACUAUGUCUUUCAAUCGGUCCCUAACACCAUGAGCGACUCUCAGAGCCCCACCUCAUCCUCCUUUGACUCCGCUUCCGGCUCCGCCGCCGAUCAGACUUCCAUUUACCAUGCUGGUAUUGCAAAAGGCUGUGAAGAUGGUUUGGAGUCUUCCAAAAGUUAUGAGAGUAGCAUAUGCAUUCAUGCUUGUCAUGCUUCUAUGGAUGGGAUUAUGGUCUUUUGGAGCAGCUGGUGUCGUGGCUUCAAGCAUGGGUGAUGGUCAACGCUGGUGGCUUCUUGUGGUUUUAUCUGUAAGCUUAUUCUGGACAGGUGCAGUCCUCUGUAAUACUGUACAUGUUAUAGUAUCUGGGAUGGUGUUUCUUGUUCUUAUCCAUGGUGGUCAUGAAGCAUCAUCACUACCUUCGAAUUCCUUGAUGAAGUCUUUACGAUAUGCUGUGACAACAUCUUUUGGAAGCAUUUGCUAUGGAUCACUCUUUACAGCUGCUAUUCGGACACUACGGUGGGAGAUUAGGGGAGUUCGGUCAAAGAUUGGCAACAAUGAGUGUUUACUUUGCUGUGUUGAUUUCCUAUUUCAUCUUGUGGAGACACUAGUUCGUUUUUUCAACAAGUAUGCCUAUGUUCAGAUUGCUGUUUGUGGCAAAAGCUUUAACCAUUCAGCAAGGGAUGCCUGGGAGUUAUUCCAGUCAACUGGAGUUGAAGCUCUUGUUGCCUAUGAUUGUUCAGGUGCAGUUCUGCUAAUGGGAACUCUUUUGGGUGGGCUUGUUACUGGAACUUGCUCAGGAGUUUGGACCUGGAUUAAAUGGAGGGACAAAAUGAGCAUGGUGGGGUCCACUGCAAUGUUGAUGGGAAUGGUCUUGGUGGGAGUGGCAAUGGUCGUGGUUGAAAGUGCCGUUACAUCGAUAUACAUCUGUUAUGCAGAAGAUCCAUUGUUAAUUCAUAGAUGGGAUUCUGAAUUUUUUGACCAGAUGUCAGAGAUGCUACACCAACGUCUUCAGCAUAGGAGCGCACGAGCAAGGGAAGUAUUAACUCACAAUCGGUUUGAUGGCCACAUUCAAGAAAUGCUACAUGUUUGAAAAACAACCUGUGUUUACAAAAUGCAUAAUGUAAUUCAACUCUCUUCAAUUUAUUAAUUUAAAUAUAAGUCAACUAAAUGAAGAUUGUUCAAACAUUAUUUUCCUGUAACAUUGCCACAAAUCCAAAUUGGGUGAGGCAUGUGCCUGUGGGAACGAUAUGGUUUGUGUAGUGUGGUGGAAGGAUCUUGUUUGGGUUUAGUUUCAGUUGAAACUGGACUCAUUGGGGUUGAGACACGUGUCUCAUUGCAAUUGAGGAAUUUUUUCUUCUUCUUCA
Messenger RNA from Alnus glutinosa, 1602 nucleotides. RefSeq lists its product as uncharacterized. NCBI's taxonomy places the organism in Eukaryota, Viridiplantae, Streptophyta, Magnoliopsida, Fagales, Betulaceae. The record is from RefSeq and is a predicted model, not a curated record. The coding region runs from base 366 to 1328 and encodes 320 amino acids. Gene Ontology annotation, biological process: transmembrane transport. Gene Ontology annotation, molecular function: transmembrane transporter activity. The transcript has 6 exons. Gene Ontology annotation, cellular component: membrane.